Molecule: messenger RNA, 1768 nt
Organism: Phytomonas sp. EM1
Lineage: Eukaryota; Euglenozoa; Kinetoplastea; Trypanosomatida; Trypanosomatidae
Source: the annotation of a GenBank genome assembly
GAAUAUGGCCAAGGAAGGGAGUGACCGGCGUUUUACAUUAGUCGCGGCAUCUCGACCUGUUUCUGCCCCUCGUUAUCUGAUCUACACCGUGGAGAAGUUUUAUGAGGAGCGAUAGCAGGAUGACGGUAAGGGCGCGUCGUAAGCUCCAUUGCCCGUGGGGAAGGUGGUAAUGUUUCGUUUUUCUAUCGUUUAGAAUAAACGCAUCAGCAACCACGUAAAGGGGCCUUUUCAGCUCAUGGGGAGCCCAUAUCUGCUCUUGCUGCCGCUCACAGAGGCUCAGGGAGGUGAUCCAAAUGAGAAGACGUCUGUUCUUACAUGCUACACGAACUAUUGAAGUCCUCUUAUCAUGCGAAAAUAAAAAGGUGGCUUAACAAAGUAACUGAAGAGUAUAUCGUAUAAAGACCGCGGAGUGAACUUAUUACAGCACCAAGGCUAUGACAGUGUCUUCAGAAGAUGAUGUCAACGUGCGUAGUGAGCAAUUUCUUUGAGCGUUUCCGGAAAGAAAACGUUCUGCUAAAUGUAAAACGAAAGAAAACUAUUAAGAGGGGCCUUUGCAUGUUUAAUACAGAUCCGCAUUUGUGUCUCUUCUAAAUCCAUGUGAUGGGAAGGCAUUGAUUGAUGGUAUUACACGGACGCCCCUUUCAGAGUGUGUAUAGCCAAACAACGAACCAAAACGGAGAGCUCCUCUUUUCGCUCCAGUUGAACUACUUUAUGCGGCGCGUUCACUCCAAUGGACGAACCCCCUCAGAGAUUAUGUGUAUUUGUAGUAAGCUCAGGGGUGUCUUGUGCCCGGCUUGACAACCACACGACGUGUGUUUUUUCUUCUCUCCCUCUGAUACACUUGCAAUAUGCUUUUCUUAUCGAGCAGAACUUAUUAUUUGUUGAAAAGGACUAAAGGAAAAAGAAAAAGUCGAUAUUUAGCGCGGAUCCCAUGAAAUACAUCCCACUACCGAGUUUCGAGGCGAUCAAUUCCUUGCUUUACGGCGUGGAGGCGCACGGCUGCUUGAUUACCAUCCGUCUGGAGGCCUUUACCUGCCGUCAUACCCGUGAGGAGCGGCAGAUCGCGGCGAAUUUAGCGCAGUAUCAAACCGACGUGCAGCGCACCCCGCCGCUCUCGCCCUCACCGGGAACGAACGCCGCGCCGAUGUCGAUGUUCACCGGCGAGGCGAGCUGCGUUCCCCCCCCUCUCGUCCUCGGCAGCUCCGUCGACGCCGCCCCGCUUUCGUUCUACACCGCGAACGCUCCCACGAUCUCCCCUGACGAUAUCGACGAGCGUCUGAUCUACUUCGUUGCGGCGUUAAACAGCAUGUACGGGAAGGAUGGCUACGACUUCUCCGUGCUCACCGAGAAUGAUUUUAUCGCGCACAACGAAGCCACCGUGCGGAAUGAAAUCCAACUCACGAUGCAGAGCUUCCCGGAGAGCUGCCAGCCGGCGGUGCGGAAUUUCUGGGCGGCGAUCCACGAGCAGGUAUUGGACGCCUCGCAGGGGUGUGAGGUGUAUGAGUUCAGCUGCCCGAGCUGCGAUCCACGCGCGGAGACCUCGAUCUUCUCGCAUCACUACUUUUUUUACAACAAAACGAGAAAAAUUCUCGUGACGUUGCUGGAGUACGCGGAGGGGAAUCGGUAUCGCGGCGAUGAUGGAUAUUCCGCCGCGCGGGAGGAUUGGGGGGUGGGUUAUGAAACGGAUGAACGCACACAACUCUACGCGAGCGAUCCAGAAGUCGACGACGAGAGCGUCGGCAAGAAUCGAUGGUUUUAUGGUUACUAA